AGUUGUCACUCUUCCUGCGAGGUGCCGGGACUCGCCCCACGACCGUGGCUCUGUUUGUUUCUCCACGGAUGCUGCAGCUUUUAAUGGAUUCAUUUUGUGCGACCACGUCUUGGAGCAUUUCAAUUAGUUUAAAUGAUUUUAACACCUGGGUGUUUAUCUGUGGACAGAAGUGACCUCCUGGCACUCAACGGUAUUUUCUGUUCCUUGUUGCUUAAUUCUACUGAUGUCUGAGUGUGUCUGUAAAGGAGAAUAGCAAUAGAAUUGCACAUGAAGUGAAAAAUGGCUUCUGCAGAGAACUGUACUAGUUAGGGAACUUCACUGUCCAGCCAAACCACAGGUCAAUUCAAUUUAAAGCGCGCUGCCUAAAAUGACCAGCCCCUCCAGCACACACGACCAGGCGGUGGGCAGAGAGAGCCCGGCCCAGAAGCGGGAGACCUCCCGGUACCGCAGCUGGAGCAGCCUCCAGUUCUCCAGGUGGAGGAGCGGGUCCCAGAGGACGACGCCUCCGGCCACUCCGACGGAGAAGAGGGCCGACGUGAGCAACACGCUCUUCUCCUUGGUCAAGACGCACAAUGAGGACUACACCGCAGACCCGGGCGGCCUGCUGGACCCCACCAGGGGCGUGGAAGUGUUCCUGGACGACCCCACUCAGGACCAGUCCACCUACUUCCAGAAGCAGUUCGGCUCCAUGCUGCAGCCGGGAGUCAACAAGUUCUCGCUGCGCAUGUUCGGCAGCCAUAAGGGGGUCGCCGCUGAACAGGAGCGGGUCAAGAGCUUCGGAGUGUGGAUCAUCCACCCUUACAGUGACUUCAGAUUUUACUGGGACAUUGUGAUGCUCCUGUUGAUGAUGAGCAAUCUCGUCAUUCUGCCCUGGGGCAUCACCUUCUUCGAAGACCAGAACACCACGCCGUGGAUCACUUUCAACGUCCUGUCCGACACGCUCUUCCUCAUGGACCUGGUUUUCAACUUCCGCACGGGCAUCCUGGGCGAGGACAGCCACAUCAUCCUGGACCCCAAAGAGAUCCGCAUGUAUUACCUGCGCACCUGGUUCCUGGUGGACUUCAUCUCCUCCAUCCCGGUGGACUAUAUCUUCCUCAUUGUGGACCUGGAGUCCCGCCACGAGUCGUCCGACGUGUACCGCACGGCGCGGGCGCUGCGCAUCGUGCGCUUCACCAAGAUCCUCAGCCUGCUGCGUCUGCUCCGGCUGUCCCGCCUCAUCCGCUACAUUCACCAGUGGGAAGAGAUUUUCCAUAUGACCUAUGACCUGGCCAGCGCUGUGGUGCGUAUAGUCAACCUGAUUGGCAUGAUGCUGCUAUUAUGUCACUGGGACGGCUGCCUGACCUUCAUGGUGCCUAUGCUGCAGGACUUUCCUCCAGACUGCUGGGUGUCCAAAAACAAUAUGGUGAAUGCUACAUGGCACAUACAGUACUCAUACGCCCUCUUCAUGGCCAUGAGUCACAUGCUGUGCAUAGGCUACGGCGCCCACCCCCCGGAGGGCAUGAGCGACGUCUGGCUCACCAUGGUCAGCAUGGUGGUGGGGGCCACGUGCUACGCCAUGUUCCUCGGCCACGCAACCAACCUCGUCCAGUCGCUGGACGCCUCACACCGCCAGUAUCAGGAGAAGUAUAAGCAAGUGGAGCAGUACAUGUCGUUCCAUAAACUGCCGGCGGACGUGAGGCAGAGGAUCCACGACUAUUACGAGCAGCGGUUCCAGGGCAAGAUGUUUGACGAAGACAGCAUCCUCGGAGAGCUCAGUGAUCCGCUCAAGGAGGAGAUCGUGAGCUAUAACUGCCGCGGGCUGGUGGCCAACAUGCCGCUGUUCGCCAACACCGACCCGCACUUUGUGACGGUGAUCCUCACCAAGCUGCGCUUCGAGGUCUUCCAACCCGGAGACAUGAUCAUACGAGAAGGAACUCUGGGCCGGAAAAUGUACUUCAUCCAGCACGGCACGGUCACCGUGAUCCCACGCGGCAGUAAGGAGAUUAAGCUCAGCGAUGGGGCAUAUUUUGGAGAGAUCUGCCUGUUAACCCAGGGGCGACGCACGGCUAGCGUGAGGGCCGACACCUACUGUCGCCUCUACUCGCUGAGCGUGGACAGCUUCAACGAGGUCCUGGAGGAGCACCCCCUGAUGAGGCGGGCGUUCGAGAGCGUGGCUGUGGACCGUCUGGACCGCGUUUCCCGCAGGCCCAGCUAUCAGCCUCCCACAACAGAGUGAUAUCCUCAGCGCCGGAGAGACUAAUGAUGGAAAAGCUGUGGAUAUUUGACAUUCUUUGAACUUGAUGGACAACAUAUCAUUGCACUUUAAAUAUAAUGUGCUUCCCAUUAUGUAAUUUUGUUUAAGGAAUUUCCAUCCGCAAAGAUUUCAUUUUGUGAUAGGUAUUUGUACACCUUUCCCAAUCAGUCCACUGUACAAUCGACAAACUGUGAGAAAAUACUAUUUUCUUUUCUCAAAAAUGUUUAUUUUUGGUGAUUUAGGCUAAUGUAAUUUUUAUUAUCAGCAACUCCAGCUUUUUAAAAAGUAAAUACUACCACUAAUAAUCAUUUUCAGCUCCAUGGAUUCUUCCUGAGGCUGGAGCUCAAACGUCCAUCACAUCAGUCAUGCAGGGUCCUGGAGACACACGAGCAGCAGCUGGGCAAUACAUCCCACAGCUUUAUGUAGCUCAGACGCAGAUGAUCCCUCAGAUCUGUAGGUUGCGUCGAGUGAGGGUUAAGUACCAGAGUUUACUGAGGAUAAGCUGCUGUGAUGUAAUAACUCCAACUGUACAGCGGCUGGCUACUGUAUAUGCAGCUAUGCUGUAUAGCUAUUUAUAUCACCACAUCUGGAGGUGGUAAAUCAUUAAUACUGUAAUGAGAAAGUCAUGCGAAAAAAAUCUAUGCAAUCUAUGCAUCUCUACAAUUUAGUACCCACGAUUUAUAGGCGUUUUUAUUUUAGUUACUGUUUUCCUGUAAAAUGCACCUUUUUAAAUAAAACCUUUAAAAAUGUCGUUAUAAAAAUGAACCUUAAAAUAGUAUUUUAUUGUGCACUUUAAUUUCUAGAAAAUAGCAAUAUUAUUUACUAAUACAUUCAAAUAAUCCUUCAUAAUAGGUGAGGCUACAAAUUUGCCAUAUUUGGACUUGGUGGUAACGUGAACAACGACCAGUUGUGUUCUGUCCUAGUGAACCAGCCUGCACAACACCAGGACCCUGGAACUGGAGCAGCUAAAUGGAGUCCAGCUUUAAACAAUGUUAUUCCGUACAGAUCUGCUUGCUACUAUAUAAAAUAAAGCAAACAUUCUUUACUUACUGGUAAAAUUCUGCCACUGUGCAAGAUUGACAUACUGUGAAUAAGCUACUAAUCUGCACAAUAAAAAUGGACAUUUACUGUAUAUUCAUUGGAAUUUGAACUUUUUUAAUAUUGUUUCUAAUACAGCUGAGUAUCUUUUUAAGUGUGUUCCCUAGCCCUGGAGCAUCCGAACACUUACGUUAGGGUGCUGUUUUUGUCAACUUCAGUUGAGCGUUUAAUACCAUUAUCCCAAACAAAUUGUCUAUGAAACUCAAUGACUUGGAUCCGCCUACAUCACUGUACUCCUGGAUGAGAGACUUUCUCACCAACAGAUCACAAGUAGUAAAAAUUGGGAACCACAUGUGAUCUACUGUAGUCUUAAACACAGGCACACUGUGUGCUCAGUCCAGCCCUCUUAACUCUCUACACCCACGGCUGCUCAGUCAUCUACUCAUCGAAUGUGUUCAUAAAGUAAAAAAAAUCCUGUGUCUGAAUGUAACAGUGUGAUACAGGAGCUGCACUCACGAAAAGAAAACGGACUGUUUUAACCGCUUUCCUCAGACGAUGUAAUAUAAUAAUAUAUGUACAAU
Molecule: messenger RNA, 3852 nt
Organism: Betta splendens (Siamese fighting fish)
Lineage: Eukaryota; Metazoa; Chordata; Actinopteri; Anabantiformes; Osphronemidae
Gene: hcn3
Product: hyperpolarization activated cyclic nucleotide-gated potassium channel 3
Exons: 7
Coding region: 368-2215 (615 amino acids)
Biological process (GO): potassium ion transport; transmembrane transport
Cellular component (GO): membrane
Molecular function (GO): voltage-gated potassium channel activity
Source: RefSeq, a predicted model, not a curated record